Molecule: messenger RNA, 1542 nt
Organism: Cladophialophora immunda
Lineage: Eukaryota; Fungi; Ascomycota; Eurotiomycetes; Chaetothyriales; Herpotrichiellaceae
Exons: 2
Coding region: 242-1348 (368 amino acids)
Biological process (GO): protein geranylgeranylation; protein farnesylation
Cellular component (GO): protein farnesyltransferase complex; cytoplasm; CAAX-protein geranylgeranyltransferase complex
Molecular function (GO): CAAX-protein geranylgeranyltransferase activity; protein farnesyltransferase activity
Source: RefSeq, a predicted model, not a curated record
CCCAAUUUCAGUCAGAUGGAGUGAGUGCCCUGAUGUGAAUUGGCUUGUCCCUCUAUGCCGGCCAUAAAACCGUCUGGUCAAACCGCAUGACAUGGUCGCGAAGUUAACUCAUCUUUGACUCGGCGACCUGAUCUCAACCCGGCUUGAUUGCAGCCAGCCAACGUGUAUGAGGGUUGCUCGUCGCUUGUCCAUGCCUCUUCGCUGAAGCCUCCCUUCAGACGACUGAUUGCCAGUUCACAACAUGGCUGACGCUGCUGCUUCGACCGCGAUACCCAGAAAACCUAAGGCCAAGUCCAAAGAACCGUUCUACGCCGUGUCGCCCUUGUGGAAAGAUGUCGUCCCCAUCCCCCUCAUCGACGGCCCGCCAGGCCAGAAGGAUCCCGGCCCCGCGCUGGCCACCAUCGCCUACUCGGUGCGGUACAGCGAGGCCAUGUCGUACCUGCGGGCCGUGAUGGCCGCGAACGAGUUCAGCCGGCGGGCGCUGGACUUGACCGAGGACAUCAUCGGGAUGAACCCGGCGCAUUACACGGUGUGGCUGUAUCGUGCCAAGAUCUUGAGGUCGCUGUGGGACAAGGAGGGGGUGAGUGUCGAGGAUGGUGUCGGGGAGGAACUGGAGUGGUUGGAAGGGGUCAGUGAGCGCAAUUUGAAGAACUAUCAGAUCUGGCACCACCGCCAGCUCCUGGUCUCCCUGCUGCCGACCUUCCCGGCCAACGAGCCCGAGUUCAUCACGCACAUCCUCUCGUUCGACGCCAAGAACUACCACGUCUGGACGUACCGGCAGUGGCUGUGCCGGCGGUUCCCGGACCCGCUGUUGACGACGGACGCAGAGCUGCGUGCGGUCGACGCGCUGAUCCACGAGGACGUGCGCAACAACUCGGCCUGGAACCACCGGUACUUUGUGUGCUUCGGCGCCGAGGAGCUGGCGGCGAUCGAGAACUCUCCGGGUGGCGGGAUCCGCAAGGACGUGCUCGCGAGCGGCGGCGGCGGGCUGGUAGUCGACGAGGACGUGGUCGCGCGCGAGGUCAACUACGCAAAGGACCACAUCGCCGCGGCCCCGCAGAACCCGUCGCCCUGGAACUACCUCCGCGGCGUACUCAAGCGCGCCGCCAUCCCCGUCACCGACCUGCAGGUCUUCUGCGAGGGGUUCGUCGGCGGCAAGGACGCGGACCUCCUGAGCGACUCCGGCGCCGUGAGGAGCAGCCACGCCAUCGACUGGCUGGCUGACAUCUAUCGCCUGGACGGCAAAGUCGAGAGGAGCAAGGCCUGUCUGGACGCGUUGGGCAGCAAGUGGGAUCCCAUCCGGAGGAAGUACUGGGAUUGGAGGGCCAAACAGCUGGCUACUGACUAGACGGUACGACAGAUGGUGAGGAAAAGGGCCGUGGGGACGGAAUUGGAUUGAUUACAACCAGACUUUGCUUAAAGCGCCGUCUUCGAGUCUGCUAACGUCUUCUAUGUCUAAGCGAUUUCUACAUUGAUACCUCAAAAAGGGUCUAACGCUGUGAAGGGGCAAGAGUCGAUGCCGAAAUGUUUCAUGCACGAAAC